GAAGAAGAAAAACGAAAAGUCAUGGCAGCUGACAGUUUGUAAUGAGCCAACAAAAAAACAGUGAAGACUCUUCGAAGUUGAAUUUACAAGGUUGAAACCAGGCCAGGGAGGGAAACUCAGCCGACAACAUGUUGAUAACUUUGAAGACUUUACAGCAGCAGACGUUCAAAGUUGACAUCGAUGAAGAAGAGACGGUGACAUCAUUAAAAGAGAAGAUUGAACAGGAGAAGGGAAAAGAGCAUUUUCCAUUUGCUGGGCAGAAACUGAUAUAUGCCGGUAAAGUCCUCCAUGAUGACACGCCCCUUAAAGAAUACAAAAUUGAUGAGAAGAACUUUGUGGUCGUCAUGGUGACAAAGCCUAAAACGACCUCAGUCGCCUCUCAGACGUCAUCUGCUGCUUCAGCUCCCAGCUCUGCAGCACCUCCUGCAGCACCUCCUGCAGCACCUCCUGCUUCGUCGUCCAGCUCCGACAAACCGGCAGAGCAGCCUUCUCCUGACGACAAACCAGAGGAGAAGCAGCCUUCCACAGCUGAACCACCAGCUGAACCAUCAUCCACCCCUGUCGGAAGCUCUGAAGCUUCCACAAGCACAAACUUGAUCAAUGAAGCGGUUUCAACUCUCGUGACGGGCUCGUUGUACGACGCCAUGGUGAACGAGAUGAUGCUGAUGGGCUACGAGAGGGAGCAAGUGGUGGCUGCUCUGAGAGCGAGCUAUAACAACCCAGACAGGGCUAUGGAGUACCUGCUCUCAGGCAUCCCAAGCAGAGAUCAGGGUCCUACAACAGGCUCGGAUGCAGCUGCGCCUCCAACCAGCGAAGCUCCUGCUGCACCUGCUGUUAGUGCUCCUGCCAACACUGGCGCCUCCCCAACUGCUGCAGGAGGAGGAAUUUUGGUUUCAGAAAAUCCCUUGAGCUUCCUCAGAAAUCAGCCUCAGUUCCAAGUCAUGCGACAGCUGAUCCAGCAGAAUGCGUCCUUGCUUCCGGCCUUGCUGCAGGAGCUUGGCAGGGAGAACCCAGAGCUGCUGCAGGAGAUCAGCAAUCACCAAGAUCAUUUCAUCCAGAUGCUGAAUGAGCCCAGUCCAGAUCCAGUGCCAGGAGGUGGAGGGGUUGAGGCGAGAGGAGCAGGAAGGGUAGGAGGGGAUGCCACCAGUGGGAGUCACAUGAGCUACAUUCAGGUCACGCCACAGGAGAAAGAAGCAAUAGAGAGGCUAAAAGCCCUAGGGUUUCCAGAGGGACUUGUGAUCCAAGCCUACUUCGCUUGUGAGAAGAACGAGAACCUGGCUGCCAACUUCCUUUUACAACAGAACUUUGACGACGAAUGAAGGAGCCAUUCUGAUUGUCCCCCCCCCCCCCCUUCUUGUUUACUUUUUGGUUUCGGAUGUUCAUUCUAAAUGUAAAACAAGCCUUUUAAUUUCCAGCACAUAUUUUAUUCACCACUUCCAAAUUCACCUUUCGUGGCAACACUGGAUGAUUAUCAGGUGGUGGCUGUUGUGCACAAACAAGUUGUUUGUAAACAAGUUCAAAUGAAGAAACAAUA
Messenger RNA from Nematolebias whitei (Rio pearlfish), 1534 nucleotides. RefSeq names its product UV excision repair protein RAD23 homolog B. The transcript is spliced from 10 exons. Gene Ontology annotation, molecular function: damaged DNA binding; ubiquitin binding; proteasome binding. Lineage: Eukaryota; Metazoa; Chordata; Actinopteri; Cyprinodontiformes; Rivulidae. The record is from RefSeq and is a predicted model, not a curated record. Gene Ontology annotation, cellular component: nucleoplasm; cytosol. The coding region runs from base 129 to 1319 and encodes 396 amino acids. Gene Ontology annotation, biological process: proteasome-mediated ubiquitin-dependent protein catabolic process; nucleotide-excision repair.